GGGAGCGCGCCCUCCAAUGAGGAGCCGGGGGCGGGCCCGAGGCCGCUGACGCGGCGGUGGCGGCGGAGUCACCCGGGCAGCCUCGGGACCGGUCACCGGCCGGCAACCGUCCAGCGGCCUCGACCACCGCCUUUGUGCUCCGUCCUCACUCCUCUUUUCCGGGCCGAGAGGCAGCGUGGCCGACAGCGGUUGAAUUCUCUCUCAUCCCUGUCGGUGGCUCGCCUCAGGCGGGCCGUCUGCUCCUCGGGGGGCCGCCUCGGUGGGGCGAGGUUUCCGUGACGAACCUCCUGGGGCUGCCCGCGCCCGCUCGGGCCGUCGUGGUGGCCCGGGCUCGUGGAACCUGCUCACCCUCCGGGGGUCCGGGACCCUCGAAGUUAUGCGUCUCGUCCGGGCGGUGGCGGCGGGUGCCAGCCCCUAAAGGGCGUCACACCCGGACUCCGCUGACUGGACAACCUCCAUUCAUCUUCCAGCUGUGCCGCCAGCGCCCUCUCCCUCUCCGGUCCCCUCCUCGGACUCAUUUUUUCCUUCCCCACCCCCCCCCCCCCCCCCCCGCCGCCCUUUCCUCACUCCCUGGGUGCGGCGAUUCUCCUGCGACCGGAGGUGUCGGUUAUGAGCCGGACCCUCCUGCCCUGAAUUUCUCCGCCGAGGAGCUCGGCGGCGUCCCGCCGCCCGCCGCUUCACCGGGAUGGGGGUGAACGCCGUGCACUGGUUCCGAAAGGGGCUCCGGCUUCACGACAAUCCCGCCCUGAAGGAGUGCAUUCAGGGCGCCGACACCAUCCGCUGCGUCUACAUCCUCGACCCCUGGUUCGCCGGCUCCUCCAAUGUGGGCAUCAACAGGUGGCGAUUUUUGCUUCAAUGUCUUGAAGACCUUGAUGCCAACCUGCGAAAAUUAAACUCUCGUCUGUUUGUGAUUCGUGGACAACCAGCAGAUGUGUUUCCCAGGCUUUUCAAGGAAUGGAACAUUACUAAACUUUCAAUUGAAUAUGAUUCUGAGCCCUUUGGAAAGGAACGAGAUGCAGCUAUUAAGAAACUGGCUACAGAAGCUGGAGUGGAAGUAAUUGUACGAAUUUCACAUACAUUAUAUGACCUAGACAAGAUCAUAGAACUAAAUGGUGGACAACCACCUCUUACUUAUAAAAGAUUCCAGACUCUCAUCAGCAAAAUGGAACCACUAGAGAUGCCAGUAGAGACAAUCACUUCAGAAGUGAUAGAAAAGUGCACAACUCCUCUGUCUGAUGACCAUGAUGAGAAAUAUGGAGUCCCUUCACUGGAAGAACUAGGUUUUGAUACAGAUGGCUUACCUUCUGCAGUGUGGCCAGGCGGAGAAACUGAAGCACUUACACGUUUGGAAAGGCACUUGGAGAGAAAAGCUUGGGUGGCAAACUUUGAAAGACCUCGAAUGAAUGCGAAUUCCCUGCUUGCUAGCCCUACUGGACUCAGUCCUUAUCUCCGAUUUGGUUGCUUGUCAUGUCGACUGUUUUACUUCAAACUGACAGAUCUCUACAAAAAGGUAAAGAAGAACAGUUCCCCUCCCCUUUCCCUUUAUGGGCAACUGUUAUGGCGUGAAUUUUUCUAUACAGCUGCAACAAAUAAUCCACGCUUUGACAAAAUGGAAGGAAACCCCAUCUGUGUUCAGAUUCCUUGGGAUAAGAAUCCUGAGGCUUUAGCGAAAUGGGCAGAAGGACGGACGGGCUUUCCAUGGAUUGAUGCCAUCAUGACACAGCUUCGUCAGGAGGGUUGGAUUCAUCAUUUAGCCAGACAUGCAGUUGCUUGCUUCCUGACGCGAGGUGAUCUGUGGAUUAGUUGGGAAGAAGGGAUGAAGGUAUUUGAAGAAUUAUUGCUUGAUGCAGAUUGGAGCAUAAAUGCUGGAAGUUGGAUGUGGCUGUCUUGUAGUUCCUUUUUCCAACAGUUUUUUCACUGCUAUUGCCCUGUUGGUUUUGGUAGGAGAACAGAUCCAAAUGGAGACUAUAUCAGGCGUUAUUUGCCUGUCCUAAGAGGCUUCCCUGCAAAAUAUAUCUAUGAUCCCUGGAAUGCACCAGAAGGUAUUCAAAAGGUAGCCAAAUGUUUGAUAGGAGUUAAUUAUCCUAAACCAAUGGUGAACCAUGCUGAGGCAAGCCGUUUGAAUAUUGAGAGAAUGAAACAAAUCUAUCAGCAACUUUCACGAUAUAGAGGACUAGGUCUUCUUGCAUCAGUGCCAUCUAAUCCUAAUGGGAAUGGAGGCCUCAUGGGGUAUUCUCCUGGAGAAAAUAUCCCAGGUUGUAGCAGCAGUGGAAGUUGCGCUCAAGGGAGUGGUAUUUUACAUUAUGCUCAUGGAGACAGUCAGCAAACUCACCUACUAAAGCAAGGAAGAAGCUCCACGGCCGCUGGUCUCAGCAGUGGAAAACGUCCUAGUCAGGAAGAAGAUACGCAGAGUAUCGGUCCUAAAGUCCAGAGACAGAGCACUAAUUAGGUAAAUAUUUUAGAGCUUUAUUUCUUGCUUUAGCAGAGUAUGUAAUCAAGAUAAAUUAAGAUAAUUUACAAAAUGGAGCUAAUCUCUAUUUUCAAACCAGAAAAUCUGAGGCAUAAAUUUUUCAGUGAUUGUUACAAAAUCAGUUAAUUUUUAGUCAAGAGAAAUAUAUCUGUACUGGACAAAGUGCUGAACGCAGUUUUAUGGUCAUCUGAACUGAUGAUCUUCAAAUUUGAAAAGCUUACAAUGUUGUGCUCAAGUUUUUCUUUCAGAAAAAGCCAUCCUUUUCAUUUCCUUCCUGUGUGACCUUGAGUCUAAAACAAUUAAAGUGACUUUUUUAUUUUAGUGGUAUUAAUAUAAUCCCUUUAUGCAAAUUUCCCCAAACCUUCUCUUAAGUGUUUAUAAAUUUCUUUUGUCUAUUGUGAUAUUUCUAAAACCUAAAUUAUUUCCAGUUUGGGAAGAGUUUAAGUUGUUUUAAAUGUUGGUCCUUUUUGUCAAAAAGCCAUGCCUGUAUUAGUUUAAUUGGUUAUGGGAUACUAUUUUGUGAUUCAAAUUUACAUGAAAAGUAUUCAUACAGUACAUUUGCCAGUUUUUAAAGACUUGUUUCUUGAGUUAUCUUGAACUGUUUACAUUUUUUAAAUCAUUCGGUUUUUUAGUGCCAAUAUAAUUAGUCUGUAAAUUUCUUGAAGAUCAGUAAACACUCAUCAGAUUUUUGUCAUUCUUUGCAAUCAAGCUUUACCCAGGUUUUUUUUUUUCCCUUAAAUCACAGAAAACAUUCAGAAGGAAUACUGUUGCAGCUGAAAUUGGUGGGGAGUUCAAUACUUUUUCAGUUAAAUUAUUUUAAAAUGUUCUUCGUUGACGGAAAGCAGUUACAUAUUGAAAUGCAUUAUUUCUAAUAACAUUUCAGUGGUUUUUAACUUUUUAAUGAAUUUGACAUAGGACAAAUGGUAAUUUGUAUAUAAAGAACUUGGUAAAAGAAUUUGCUUAAUGUAAAUAUAAAUAGUCACAAUUAGUAUAGACCCAUCAAUAUAUUUUUGAUAAUUUUUCAUGUAUGGUAAAAAUUAAAGUGGCAAACUGAUAUUCGAUAUUAAAAUCAAAGUUUUGAGAGUCAGUGUGGGAAAAUAGGUUUUUAGACGUUCUUAAAAGACUUUGUUAAAAUUUUAAGACAAUUUUUCUUGACAUCAUUAUUUGGUCUAACUUUGCACUCUUUGAUAAUAAUGUUUUAGAAAAUGUGCGUAAUCAAAAUUGGUAGUUAUAGCCUCUGUUAACAUAGACAAUAUAUGUUUUAAAACUUCUUGUAUGCCUGUUUUGACCCAAAGUUGUGGAAAUAUCAUGUGUUAAGUUCUUCUUGUCUCCCUUUCUUUGUUCAGUUACAGUUAAAGUGACUUUGUUAUUAAAGUAUAUGCAUAUAUGGAAUCUUGUGUACUUGGUGGUUGUUUUUUUUCCUUUUUUUUAAAAAUUUU
Hippopotamus amphibius kiboko is the source of this 3909-nucleotide messenger RNA. RefSeq names its product cryptochrome circadian regulator 1 (gene CRY1). The coding region runs from base 686 to 2449 and encodes 587 amino acids. NCBI's taxonomy places the organism in Eukaryota, Metazoa, Chordata, Mammalia, Artiodactyla, Hippopotamidae. Gene Ontology annotation, molecular function: DNA binding; FAD binding. Gene Ontology annotation, biological process: negative regulation of DNA-templated transcription; entrainment of circadian clock by photoperiod; circadian regulation of gene expression. The transcript is spliced from 12 exons. Gene Ontology annotation, cellular component: cytoplasm; nucleus. The record is from RefSeq and is a predicted model, not a curated record.